CCAGGCUCAAUAUUAACUCCAACCAAUGCUUUCAAAAUAUGUUUUGGGGGCCAUCAGGGAUCCUCAAGAGCUAUUCGGGGCAACUGGUUCACGUACUUCACUUACAUGUUUGAAAUUCUUGUGCUUUUGACACUUAAAUGCUAUUUUAAUAAUCAGCUGAAAGCGAAUCAUUUUUCAGAGGCUCGUCUUCAAACCCACUUUCAGACGCCGCUGUAUUACCAUGAUUUAGUAACAACCACUAGCUUUAAGACACUAUUAAAGACUAGAUUAUUAAAUUAACAUGUGCGUGGCGGGAACUUGAACCCUCCAGCACAUUUGUUUAACUACUUAAUUGGAGAAAUAAUUACUUAUUGCACAGAUUAAAGUAUCUUUAGCACACAAAUGGAUACUUGUUCCUUUGUGGUAAAAAAAAAAAAGAAAAGAAAAAAUCACACACAACAAAAGUCCCAGUGUAUAUAUAUUUCUUUGAUGUUGAAUCUACGUGAUGGUAAAGACACGUUACGUGACAAAGUCUGGGGGCUUUUCCAUCAGCAUGAGAAAGACUCGUGUGAUUACAGCAGCACAAGGACGCUCGAGUGCGAAGAGUUUCCUGCGUUUCCGGGUCCUGUGACUUAUCAGGUGGUUUUCUGCAGCCGCAGCCCAAGGAGGCGGAGGAGGAGGAGGAACUUAAAAAAGAAAAACCCCAACCAUCUCAGCUGCAUCUGGCCCUCAGCUUCCACCCGCUCCUCCCUCCCAGUCCCACGCCGCACCACCAUCUCCCAACAGGAAGCCUACAUGCGCGAGAAAGCAGAAGCGGCCCGGCUGUUAGAGAAGCGUCGUUCGGUGUCAGCAUGGCCGGGGCCUCGGUGUCCGAGUGCAAGGAGUACUUGUUCAAAGUGCUGGUCAUCGGGGAGCUGGGCGUCGGCAAGACCAGCAUCAUCAAGCGCUACGUGCACCAGCUCUUCUCGCAGCACUACAGGGCGACGAUCGGCGUGGACUUUGCCCUCAAAGUCAUCAACUGGGACAGCAAGACGCUGGUCCGGCUGCAGCUGUGGGACAUCGCAGGGCAGGAACGCUUCGGGAACAUGACGCGAGUGUACUACAAGGAGGCCGUGGGGGCAUUCGUGGUGUUCGACGUGACAAGGGGCUCCACGUUUGAGGCGGUGUCCAAGUGGAAGCAUGACCUGGACAGCAAGGUGAAGCUGGCCAACGGCAACCCCAUUCCCUCAGUGCUGCUCGCCAAUAAAUGCGACCAGAAGAAAGAGAGCGCCAACAGCACGGCCCUGAUGGACGACUUCUGCAAGGAGACUGGCUUUCUGGGCUGGUUUGAGACCUCGGCUAAGGACAACAUCAACGUGGACGAGGCGGCACGCUUCCUGGUAGAGAGCAUCCUGGCGAACGACAAAGGGCUGCCAUACGAGGAGAGCAACGGAGAGCGGAUCAAACUGGACCAGGAGGCUGUGGCUGCAGAGAUCAAGUCGGGCUGCUGUUGACACUCGAUCCAUUCAAACCGGCCAUCGGCCAUCGGCCUCCCUCUGGCGGGGUCCGACCCGAGCAACCAGCCCCCCCGUGGCGCUCAGCCCUAUUCUGCAGCGUCUCUGAGGAAUAUGAAUGAUUUGGCCUACGAAGCUAGAGAAUGUUGUCGUCUCUGCACUGAUGCCCAUUCCGCCUGCACGUCCGAGUGUUUUCAUUGUAGUUUAGACCACAGCACCUUUUUAUUAUUUUAUUUUUCUCAUUGCCUUUUUCCUUGAUUGAUUGUGUAAUCCCCCCCCCCUUAACUAAAAACCCAGCACCCCCUGCUUCUCCUACUGAGGCCCAGAACUGUACCGGGACUGAGACGGGGUGCAGAUAAGAAAACCACGGCUUCAUUUCUGUCACUUUGGUCUUUUCUUUCUCGGUAUCCUUUUUAUCUGCGAACCAAGAAACGUUAUGGUUUGUUGCUGAAGUAUUUCUUUAACAGCACACUUGUGUUAUUGAGACUAGGGGGUAAAACAUGAGCAAACGGGCUGUGAAGUUAAGCAUUAAAAUGUUAGCGUAUCUCAUGUUGCUGUCAUGAAUUGUCUUAUUUUCUGAUGUUAUGCGCCAAAAUAGAGCUUAUGUUAAUUAGAGGGGAACACUUGGUUAUUCACUCAAAUAUUUACACGGACGGACAGUAUAGUUUACAAAAGAACUGAUGAUGGCGAAUGAUGGUACUACAUGAGACACUAGUAUGAAUGUGUAGAUCUGAUUUACGGCUCUUCUUUUUUUUUUUAUGUGUUUGGUCAUGCAGUGGUGAGAUAAACAGUAGAAAAGGAAUCAGGCAGAGGAUUACACUCUCUUGUACAUUAGUAUUCAAAUUAAAUAUGAAGGAUUUUUAAAAUGUUGAGUUUAGAAUAAGUUAAAUACAUUGAAUACACAACACCGAAAUAGAAUAAAUGUUUUAACAGAUUUUUGCUGUCUCUGUUGAAAUAAAUUUAUAUAAUUCAUGUAAAUGUCUUCAUGUACUGUUUGUGUUUGUAUAUCUAUAUCUACACAAAAUGUAUAUGGUAUCAAUACACCGGGACAAUGUGUUGCUGUUGCAAAACAUGCUUUAUAAUUCAUUCAAUCAUAGAACUUUUUGAGCGUCAAACUUGAAUUGAAAUAAAUCAGAAUGGUUUUUGGUCUGAA
Molecule: messenger RNA, 2625 nt
Organism: Gasterosteus aculeatus aculeatus (three-spined stickleback)
Lineage: Eukaryota; Metazoa; Chordata; Actinopteri; Perciformes; Gasterosteidae
Gene: rab32a
Product: RAB32a, member RAS oncogene family
Biological process (GO): endosome to lysosome transport; phagosome-lysosome fusion
Cellular component (GO): lysosome; late endosome; trans-Golgi network
Molecular function (GO): GTP binding; GTPase activity
Source: RefSeq, a predicted model, not a curated record